Lolium rigidum is the source of this 801-nucleotide messenger RNA. Its product is annotated as probable WRKY transcription factor 62. Gene Ontology annotation, biological process: regulation of DNA-templated transcription. Gene Ontology annotation, molecular function: sequence-specific DNA binding; DNA-binding transcription factor activity. The record is from RefSeq and is a predicted model, not a curated record. The transcript has 3 exons. Bases 1 to 801 code for a protein of 266 amino acids. Lineage: Eukaryota; Viridiplantae; Streptophyta; Magnoliopsida; Poales; Poaceae.
AUGGCGUCGCCGCGGCCGAAGGGAGAGUCGUUUGACUUCGAGGAAGCCAUGGGAUCUGCCUCCGCGUCCUACAGCUCUGCGGGAGGCGUCUUUGGCCUCUCCCCGCCGGAGUCCUCGCCACGCGACAGCCGGAAGAGAAGGAAAGACAGACCUUCAUGGGUCAAACAUACCUUCACACCUCAUUUUGACGGUCACUUGUGGAGAAAGUACGGCCAGAAAAACAUCAAGGACUCUGCCUUCCCCAGGCUGUACUACAGAUGCUCUUACCGUGAAGACAAGCAAUGCCUUGCCUCGAAGCUGGUACAACAAGAGAACAACGACGACCCACCACUGUUCAGGGUCACCUACACGUACGAGCAUACGUGCAACGCCGCGCCCGUCCCAACGCCCGAUGUCGUGGCUGAGCUGCCGGCGCCCACCGCUGAUUCGCUCUUCCUCAGGUUUGACUCCACCGGCGCCAGUAACGGAGAUAGGCACCGGAUGGAGCAGCAACGGCAGUACCAGCAGCCUAUGGCGCCUGGGUGGCCUUCAUUGAUGCUCAGUUUUGAGUCCAACAGCCAGCCUCACACGCAUCAUGCUGCCUUCCCAUCCGAGCUGCCGCCGGUGGCGUCGACGUCGACCCCAUUCUCGGCGGACGGCAUGUUGCAGGCAACCCCGCUGCCGUCCCCGGCGAUGACGACCGACGGCGGAGGUGACAGGUUCUCGACGUGGGACUCGUUGAAAUACGGUCUGAAUGACCAUGUGCACUUCGGCGACAACCGGUAUCUCGCUGACAAUAAUGGUAAUGAUGAUAAUUACUGA